AUGCGAAUCAUUGCUCAAUCAGGUGUGGCUGCGGCUCGCAACAAUGUCCUUCUGAUGACUGCCGCCGACGCCUCACACCGGAAUGAUGAAGGUCUAUCGCGAAAAUCGAAUUUCAAAGCAGUUUAUGAUGAACUGCUCGGGCCUCGACCGGUUUGUCAGGCUAUCGCCCUCACCUCCGGCCUUUUCCCAAGUCCGAGCCUGCCUUAGAGAGGCCUCUCUCAAAACGGCCGGUCAGGCGCACAUUUUUUUUUCAAGCUCCUCAUGACAGAAAUCACAUUUUUUGUUCGUGUUUCGCUCAAAUUUCAACAGAUUGAAAAAAACUUUUUGGCCAAUUUCUGAGUAAGGAUGAAAUUUUUUUUUUGAUCGAAAUUUUCAUUUGAGGCCUAGCCUCGUCCAAGCCCGCGCGAGUCUAUUUAGGAAAUAAAAACCUGGGCCGGCCCAGACUGCUUAGCCUGAAGUUUGAGCUUGAGCAUCGGUAACGUAAACCGCAAGCACCCCUGAAAAUUCUGAGCUUUUAAGUGAAAACUUGAGUGCUGACUUCGCUAAAGCGACCGCUAAAAUGCUCAAAAAUCAUCCGGGGCGCGUCUGGUUAGCGUUACCGAGGUCCUAGUGCUUUAACCGUUUCUAAUAGUGAUAAAAGGGUAAGGACUCAAUCUUAAAUACCUAGUAUCGCUCGAAUUUGAGCAAAAUCAACUUUUUUUUGAACUUUCCUUCUUCUUCAAAAUGUUCAAAUUUCCCAGAAUCCGUCUUCAGAUCUUCCUCUUUGCUUCAAGGACUUUACAAUACUACAGAGGUGGAGAAUUGGGAAGGCAGUCCUUGGCUUGGCGGCCAAGCCAAGCCAAAAAGCCAAACGAUAGAAAUGAGCCAUUAA
This is a messenger RNA of Caenorhabditis auriculariae, 871 nucleotides long. Lineage: Eukaryota; Metazoa; Nematoda; Chromadorea; Rhabditida; Rhabditidae. The record is from the annotation of a GenBank genome assembly.